Messenger RNA from Liolophura sinensis, 3123 nucleotides. RefSeq lists its product as uncharacterized. The record is from RefSeq and is a predicted model, not a curated record. The transcript has 4 exons. NCBI's taxonomy places the organism in Eukaryota, Metazoa, Mollusca, Polyplacophora, Chitonida, Chitonidae. Gene Ontology annotation, molecular function: sodium channel activity. Gene Ontology annotation, cellular component: membrane. Bases 1 to 981 code for a protein of 326 amino acids. Gene Ontology annotation, biological process: sodium ion transport.
AUGGACCUGGGUCAGAAAUACGAACAGUUCCGUGAACAUCAGGUGUUCUACAACAAGACAACGCUGGCCAUCCUGAACAGCACGCAAGAUUUGCUACGGUCCCUGACACAGGAGUACGACAAAGUCCGGGAAGAGACCACCAAUAACCGUCGCUCGGACGGUCUUGUGGAAGACGCCAUUAACGAAUUUCUACAGACGCUGCAAAAAAUAGGAUACCUGACGGUGCCAUUGUUAGAUCUACAUAUAGAGAAGCUGAAGGAUCAGUAUAGCAAAGACCAGUCGGCUAUCAUCGGACUGGCUACGAAUUUGGUCAUCAUUGGCCGGACUUUCCCAGCUAACAUCUCGAACAUUGACAGAUACUUAUCGGCUAUAAAGUCCACGUUAUCAGACCUUACAGACGUCACUCGAACCUUGAAGGGGAAACUAUCUGCCAUCGCCAAGCAGUAUAAAGAGGAAGAGAUAGAUAAAACCGACAUGGCCUCCAUAUUUGACAGCAAUGCCAUCCGUUCGUCUUUAGAAAAACUGCGGACGUCGUUCCGCCAUCUUACGUCCCGAUUUGACAGCCUCCUAGCGGCGGGCAUAUCGGUCAGGAAUGUUAUCUAUCCGGUGGAGAACGGUACCAAGGACGUAGACUUCGACCUUGAAUGGCUGGACUUCCCUAAUCUUCAACGGGAGGCGGGAACUAUCAAGGAUUGCCUGGAGGGAAUCGUCUCCAACGUUACGGACUACCAAAAUGAUCUUAAAGAAUAUUUAAAGGGAAAUAAACUGGACGAAAAUUUCUAUGUAAAUAACUACCUUCACCUUGAAGUAUAUUUCACAGAGCUGAGCGAGACAAAAAUCACCCAACACCAAUCUUAUAGUUUCUUUGAUCUCACUUGUGACAUUGGAGGAACGCUGGCCCUGUACACGGGGAUAUGUAUCCUGACGAUAUUCGAGACGGUGGACUUCAUCUUUAACCAUGUGCUUUGUCCUUCAUUAUGAGUAGACAGAUGGAAUCAUAACAUACGCUUACCAGUCCGCUGUGUAUUUUGGAUGACACAGUGAUAGAGAUAAACAUGACAAAUAAAGUCGUUACAUUCGACUGUCCAAGAUAAUAAUAAAGAAACUCAAUUUUCCGCCAUCAAAAGACAUUUCCUGACCGCAAGCAUCCUGGAUGCAAUCACACGGUGAAUGCCGUGAAUUACCAAUCUGCAUAUCCGGGGAAUCUCACGGAAUCUAACGGCUGGAUAUUUGUAAACGAGAGUAUAUAGUGCUACGUGCAUGUGUAAUCGCCCUUUGGGUCACCUGGUUUACCUUGCCUGAGAACGAAGUUGAAACAUUUCAAGUAGUAAUGAAAACGAAGAAUAAGCAGGUAAUGACAGAGGGCCAAGGAGGGGCAAACAACUGACAUUAUUAUAUUCGUGGCCAAACUGAGCUGACCGAGCUUUAUUGUCGAUUAUGCCAAAUCUUCGGCUCGCGAAUCCUAGUGUGUGGAUUUCGUUGCAGACCUGCCGUGGGCAGAUUCCAUGGAAUUAGGGUUUCCGUGUGGCGAAGUUUAAGGGAAACAUUUUUGAACAUUCCUCGUAAAAGUAUUGCAAGAAGGCAACUCUUGAACAGGUAGUGCCGAUGUUCAAUGUCCCUUUCACCCAUUGGUGCAGGUAGAUUUCUGAACUUAAGAUCAUUGAGGACACUUUCACUGAUUACUGUGCCAAAUCCCACAAAUGGUACGAGUGCUUAUUUUCCAAUGAUUUUCUCAUUCGAAAAUGUUCGCGCACAAUUACGCCAGUGUCCCUUCCGUGAAAUGUAGCUUGAACUGGAUUUAAAUACUUCAAAUUACCUGCGCGGGGCUAAAGUGUCUUCGGACAAAAAAAGGCUGACUCUGUGAGAGUUUCUCCACUCAGUGAAUUAGAACAAUACGAGUUUUAACGUCCUGACGAUAAAGGACGUCGACUCCUGAUUUUUAUAUAACUGGAUUUUUUCGGAAAUCAGGCAAGUCAGGAAAGGUGUAUACCUUAGACAUAUGUCCCACAAUUUCAUUGAAAUGAAAGGAAGGGUAAAGCGAAGAUAUUCACCUGAUUAGAGAUAUGCUGAUCCCGUGAUAAAGUUGGGAAGAGUGGUGGCUUACGUUUUUUUUUGUCUACUCUGAUACAGCAUAAUUAAGAUGGUGCGAGUGUCAUAAAUGUCGUUAGACAUCACUUCGCAUCGAGUGAUCCGCUGGAGAUUUAUGUUAUGUGUUUCGUGAGGGUUUGACGCUUUACGUCUCUUGUAAAUACAUCAUGCAUUUUAUGAACCAUACACAUCGCCAUGGUGACGUAAAUGUCAUUUUCAUUAUAAUAUUUUCUUAACCAAUGAGAAAUUGAUGAAUUAUUCCUGAAUUUCGAAAGAUUUCAAACAACACCUGAGGACAAAGUAUUACAUCAAUCUUGAAUUGCGGAAUAAUAAGGACUUACAGAGGCUAUACCGGAAUUUUUGGCAAAAAAAAUCAAUCAGCGCAAAUAUAAUCAAAUUUUGGCUACUAUUUUAAACAGUUACCCUUCACGAAAUAUCGGCCUCGCCUCUGCAAGUCUUAUGGUUCCAAAUGGGUAACGAAGUUCUUAAAAUUUAUGUAGAGCAUUGCGUUUUAACUUUUUAUAAUUUAAGAAUCAUUUAACGGAAUAGAUAGUACAGGUACAAGUUUGAUAUUUACCGCAGACAAUAUUUUAAGCUAUUUUUGGUAAAUACAGAAACUUUGAUUUGAUUAGUAAAUAUGGAAUUUUUGCCAAAGCUUCAGUAUAUCCUCUGCAAUCACUUAGUAUUGGAGCAUACUUUGAAAAUAAUAUAAGACUUGGGGAGAAAGGUGCACUUCACUACACAUAUGGUCUAUGGGAUACCAUGGGAUUGGGUAUUUUUAUAAACAAAGCUGGUGUGUAAUUUUAAAAGCUUCUUAUCACUAACGCAGUGGAAUUGUAGUCAGCUUUCCUUGUAACUGCCAGUUAGGAAGUUAACAUCCAUUUUUGUCGUUUGGGAAGUAAACUGCAGAUAUCCAUCUGGUUUUAUUUUGUCUCUGGCCUCGUCUGUAAACAAUAUUCACUUCAUUACAUUUCGAAGAAAACGCAUAUGUUGAAAAACGCCUGCAAAACAAAUUGCCAAAAAUCUCAAAUAUUG